Molecule: messenger RNA, 366 nt
Organism: Letharia columbiana
Lineage: Eukaryota; Fungi; Ascomycota; Lecanoromycetes; Lecanorales; Parmeliaceae
Exons: 2
Coding region: 1-366 (121 amino acids)
Source: RefSeq, a predicted model, not a curated record
AUGGCAGCCCAGAGCAGAAGUGUCUACGCCUCAGCCCCCUUCAAGUUCAUCGUCGAAGGCGAGCCCCUCUACAUCCACUCUGAUCUCGUCUCUCUCCACUCUAAGCCUCUGGACCGUAUGAUUCAUGCUCCGGUGGCAGAAGCUCAAAAGGGUUUCGCCACUCUAGAGGAUGUUGAUGAGGGUACCUUUGUUCGAUUCAUCGAAUGGGCUCACAAAGGGUAUUACACCGCCGCCGAGUUCACGACUGAUGAGGUUCCGUCACCACGCACAUCUGGGAAUCAGAAUCACGAUGAAGUUGUCCCUACAACCCAGGAGGCUGACUUUCCAGGAGAGACGCUCAGACUUUGCAUCCGAGGAGAACUUUGA